Messenger RNA from Parasteatoda tepidariorum (common house spider), 653 nucleotides. RefSeq lists its product as uncharacterized. Lineage: Eukaryota; Metazoa; Arthropoda; Arachnida; Araneae; Theridiidae. The record is from RefSeq and is a predicted model, not a curated record.
GAUGACAGACACAAUGCUAAAUUGUUUCAACUAAGUCUUUAUGUCUAUCAUCUGUCAGAUUUUGCAAGUUUUCCAUUUUUCGUGUAUCAUAUUUAAAGGCCAUGAUUAUGGCUUUCAGUUACAGGUUUGAAGAACUUGAGAACUUCUAGUAACCCAGUUUGCAGACUCCCUUUCUCUUAAAAUGUAUGCGUAUUGGAUCAUAUUUAGCUUUUGUGUUCUCUCAGUCUAUGCCGUGGGCCCAGAAGCAGUUUGUGAAAAACUUACUGAAGAACUAGGUACUGAGUAUGAUAACUGUUAUAAGCUAGAUUCGGAAGAAGAACUACAAAUCGUACUAAAUUGCCACAAAGAAGUGCGCCCUGGUAAAACACCAUCUUCAUACUCAUUCUUUGAAGCCGCUUGCAAAAAUAAUGACCUUUUUAAUCAGUUCUACGCUUGCUUGUUUAGAAAUGCUGUUAUGCAGGGCAAAAAUAUGGAAAAAUCCACUCAUUGCAUGCAGGAUGCCUCAAAGUCGCAUGGAAUUGGCUGGCCGUAAUAGAAGUAAGACGUAGCGCCAUACACUAUGGAAUGAAUGCUUGCCAGUCACGAUUUACUAUAAAUUAUGUAAAAAGUGCAUAUUCAUGUAUUUAUAGCUGAAAUAAAGAGUUGUAUUAAGA